AAAAGAUUAUCUCCGAUAGAAUUUCUGAUAAAGUGGACCGGAGAUGCCGGUGGCUGCUUCCGCCAUUUACUUCCUCAACCUCCGUGGAGACGUUCUCAUCAACCGCCUCUAUCGCGACGAUGUUGGGGGAAAUAUGGUGGAUGCAUUUCGGACUCAUAUUAUGCAAACGAAGGAGCUUGGUACGUGUCCUGUGAGGCAGAUUGGUGGAUGCUCUUUCUUUUACAUGAAGAUCAGCAAUGUCUACAUUGUCAUUGUUGUCAGCAGCAACGCCAAUGUAGCUUGUGCUUUCAAGUUUGUUGUUGAGGCUGUUGCACUGUUCAAAUCAUAUUUUGGUGGAGCUUUUGAUGAAGAUGCAAUUCGCAAUAAUUUUGUUCUCAUUUACGAACUUCUAGAUGAAAUUAUGGACUUUGGUUACCCCCAAAAUCUCUCACCAGAGAUCUUAAAGCUUUAUAUCACUCAGGAAGGAGUGCGUUCCCCAUUUUCAUCCAAGCCCAUAGAUAGACCUAUUCCAAAUGCAACCUUACAAGUCACUGGUGCUGUUGGUUGGCGGAGAGAAGGUCUUGUCUACAAAAAGAAUGAGGUCUUCCUUGAUAUUGUGGAAAGCGUGAAUCUUCUUAUGUCUUCAAAAGGUAGUGUUCUGCGUUGUGAUGUCACUGGGAAGAUUCUGAUGAAAUGCUUUCUUUCUGGAAUGCCUGAUUUAAAGUUGGGUUUGAAUGACAAGAUUGGUCUUGAGAAAGAAUCACAACUUAAAAACCGUCCUAUUAAAAGUGGUAAAACUAUCGAGCUUGAUGAUGUUACUUUCCAUCAAUGUGUAAACUUGACAAGGUUCAACUCAGAGAAGACUGUUAGUUUUGUACCGCCUGAUGGUGAAUUUGAACUAAUGAAGUAUCGAAUCACUGAGGGAGUUAAUCUUCCCUUCAAAGUGUUGACAACUGGCAAGGAACUAGGUCGAUCACGAUUGGAAGUGAACGUUAAGGUAAAGAGUGUUUUUGGUGCAAAAAUGUUUGCACUUGGGGUUGUAGUCAAAAUUCCUGUGCCAAAACAAACAGCAAAAACAAGUUUCACAGUUACAUCAGGCCGAGCAAAAUACAAUGCAUCUAUUGAUUGUUUGGUUUGGAAGAUUAGAAAAUUCCCUGGGCAAACUGAGGCAACCUUGAAUGCAGAAGUUGAACUUAUUUCCACAAUCACAGAAAAGAAACCUUGGACCAGACCACCAAUUCAGAUGGAAUUUCAGGUUCCAAUGUUCACAGCGUCCGGUUUACGUGUCCGUUUUCUUAAGGUAUGGGAGAAGAGCGGGUACAAUACCGUUGAGUGGGUUCGUUACAUUACAAAAGCAGGAUCCUACGAGAUUAGGUGCUAGACACAUUGGAAUUGCCUGGUGAAGAUGGAAGCAAUCCCAAAUAAUAAAUGGCGCAGUUCAAGCUAAUCAUCCAAUUAUUGCACAUAAGUUUCUUAUUAACAAAAUGAAAAGUUCAAGCAUUGUUCAUCAUAUAGCGUGCUGUCAAUAUGAUUCUUUCUUUAAGUGAAAAGCCGAUUUAAUAUUUUUUGUUGCGAAUUAAAGGCCAGCAUGUUUCUGGAACCUGAUAGGCUGAAAUUGAUUAUCUGUCCUAUACACUUAGUAUUUUGUUCUGAUAUUUUCUUAUACGCAUAUUCUAAUGAUAAUGUUUAUUGAGCGAUGAUU
Abrus precatorius (Indian licorice) is the source of this 1681-nucleotide messenger RNA. Its product is annotated as AP-2 complex subunit mu-like. Gene Ontology annotation, biological process: endocytosis; intracellular protein transport. NCBI's taxonomy places the organism in Eukaryota, Viridiplantae, Streptophyta, Magnoliopsida, Fabales, Fabaceae. Bases 44 to 1360 code for a protein of 438 amino acids. The record is from RefSeq and is a predicted model, not a curated record. Gene Ontology annotation, cellular component: clathrin adaptor complex; cytoplasmic vesicle. The transcript has 13 exons.